AUACCUCAUCUGUAGAGAGAGAGAGAGAGAGAGAGAGAAAAAAAAACUCCUCUCAGUUACCACCGUGAAAGUUGUGGUGCCUCUGGCUAAUAUGGAGAGUCUAUGAUUCCGUAUUGGCAGAGAUAUAAAUUGCUUUAUUUUUCUCACAGAGUGCGAUGUAGUUCAACCUCACCUCCCAGAGUGAGCUAUUUGUCAAGAUGACAGCGCUUACACCUUUGAACCGAGCCGUACUUGGACUUGCGUGGAGCUGUUUGAGUUUUCUGUCCUGCGCUCAUUGCGGCUUAAGUGACAACCAUGUGCACUCCAGUUUUAUUUACAGGAGGUUGCGCAAUCACGAACGCAGGGAGAUCCAGAGAGAGAUCCUCUCCAUCCUGGGCUUGCCUCACCGUCCGAGGCCCUUCUCUCCCGGGAAGCAGGCGUCCUCCGCGCCGCUCUUCAUGCUCGACCUGUACAACGCGAUGGCCGUGGAGGAGGAGGUGGGGGAGGUGGAGGGGGUGGGGGUGGGGGUGCAGCAGGGCGCAGGGAAGAGCUUCAGUGCCAAGGCUCAAGGGCACUCCAGGAAAGGUUACUACAGCCCCCAGCAUGCCGGGUACUCCCGUGUGGCACAGCCUUACCGAGCGGCCCCUCUGUUAGGCCACAGCCCCGCACUCACCACAGCGCACGACACCAACUUUCUGAAUGACGCCGACAUGGUGAUGAGUUUUGUCAAUUUAGUGGAGAAAGACAAAGAUUUUUCCCACCAACGAAGACACUACAAGGAGUUCCGUUUUGAUCUGACUCAGAUCCCAGAUGGAGAGGCGGUGACUGCUGCAGAGUUUCGGAUCUAUAAGGACCGCAGUCAUGCCCGCUACGACAAUAUCACUCUGAAGGUUUCCAUAUAUCAAGUCAUCAAGGAAUAUCAAAACAAAGAUGCAGAGACGUUCUUGCUCGACUCCAAGAAGGUCCAGGCGUCGGAUGGGGGCUGGCUGGUGUUUGACAUCACGGCAACCAGUAACCACUGGGUGAUGAACCCACAGCAGAACUUGGGCCUGCAGCUCUGUGUGGAGACAGUAGAUGGACGAAGUAUCAACAUAAAAUCUGCUGGAAUCAUUGGGAGGAACGGGCCUCAGUCCAAGCAGCCCUUCCUGGUUGCUUUCUUCAAGGCCAGCGGGGUGUUACUUCGCUCUGUCAGAGCUGCUGGUGGGAAGAAAAAGAACCACAAUCGCAAUAAAUCCACCAAUCAGCAAGAAUCAUCUAGGGCGCCAAAAACUGGAGAUUACAACACCAGUGAACAGAAGCAAGCCUGUAAGAAGCAUGAACUUUAUGUCAGCUUUCGAGAUUUGGGCUGGCAGGAUUGGAUCAUUGCACCUGAGGGCUAUGCUGCUUUCUACUGUGACGGUGAAUGCUCGUUUCCACUCAACGCACACAUGAACGCAACAAAUCAUGCGAUUGUGCAAACCCUGGUCCAUUUAAUGUUUCCUGACAAUGUGCCAAAGCCAUGCUGUGCCCCAACCAAGCUCAACGCAAUAUCAGUACUUUACUUUGAUGACAGCUCAAACGUUAUCCUCAAGAAAUACAGAAAUAUGGUCGUUAGGUCUUGUGGUUGCCAUUAGCGGCUAACUUUAAUUUAUGUUAUCUGGUAUGGGAAUCGCUGGAAAACACAUCUGCUGCAGGUGUGCUGUGAUGUACAGUAUUAUGUAUAUAAAGUUUUAUUACCUAAUUUAUUUUCUUUUUUUAAAAAAAAUAGCACUGAAUAUUGUGAUAUUUAAAUGAUUAGGACAAAAAUGAUUUCACUUUAACGCCAGUUAUCUCAUAACUUUUGUGUCCGUUGGCAUAUACUCCCUCUUAGUUACGUCUGUAUAACUUUUAUGAUUAAAUUAUUCACUGGAGUCAUCAUGAUACAUAAGGUCGCCUCCCCUUCUGCUUGUUGUCCCCCUUUUCCAAUAUGAAAUGUGUGUGUUUUUUACUUCAAGGCUAAUUUUGUGAUGUGUUUGUUUCCAACAAUUAGAAAUGAUUGAUUUAGACAGAAUAAUGUCACGAAAUUCUGCUUCAAAAAUACAUUUGAUAAACAAGAGAGACCUCGAGAUGAUGCUAUGAGCGCAAACAUCACAGUCUGAACAGGCUGUAAUCAGAUUGGAUCACUGGAAAACGAAAAACAGUGAGUGUUCUCUAAUAUAAACCAAACUGCCCAAAGCUAUUUUCAAGCUGUCACCGUCUUUCAGCACUGAUACUGCCUCACCUUUUCCAUGUCAGCUAUUUUUUUUCUUUUUGUUUUGUUUUCUUUUAUAAGUGAGCGUGGUCUCAGAGGGGGAAUUGUGUCAGUCUGGAAUGAAACUCUUAUUAUGUUGAGUGUUCUCUUAUGAAUGCUUUACAGUUUAGCUCUUUUUCUUUUUCUUUUUUUUUUUUUUUUACACACAAUGUUAAUGUAAAUCCCUUCCAUAAACACUGUUCCUCUGUGUCAUAGCUGCUCCAUGCUAAUUCUAGUUCUUGUUUGGGGAAAGUAUAUCUCAAUGUAGAGUGUUGUGUAUUUUAAUAAAUGUACCACUUGAAAACCA
Molecule: messenger RNA, 2534 nt
Organism: Seriola aureovittata
Lineage: Eukaryota; Metazoa; Chordata; Actinopteri; Carangiformes; Carangidae
Gene: bmp5
Product: bone morphogenetic protein 5
Exons: 7
Coding region: 198-1592 (464 amino acids)
Biological process (GO): SMAD protein signal transduction
Cellular component (GO): extracellular region
Molecular function (GO): cytokine activity; growth factor activity
Source: RefSeq, a predicted model, not a curated record